Molecule: messenger RNA, 993 nt
Organism: Trypanosoma rangeli
Lineage: Eukaryota; Euglenozoa; Kinetoplastea; Trypanosomatida; Trypanosomatidae
Product: ribokinase
Exons: 1
Coding region: 1-993 (330 amino acids)
Biological process (GO): D-ribose metabolic process
Molecular function (GO): ribokinase activity
Source: RefSeq, a predicted model, not a curated record
AUGAAUCGUGUUCGUGUACUCAGCUCGCAUGAAGAGAGCAACGGUCCCACGGUUGUGGUUGUGGGCUCCUGCUUCCUGGAUUACAUCGCCUACGUUGAUCGCCUUCCGAAGCUUGGGGAAACCUUCAAGUCCCGGAGCUUCCAGAAGGGAUUUGGUGGCAAAGGCGCCAAUCAAGCCGUGGCCGCCGGUAGGCUUGGUGCGCGCGUGGCGAUGGUGAGUGUUGUGGGCUCUGACGGCGACGGUAGCGACUACAUUGCGAACUUCAAGAGGAACGGGGUGGACACCACAAACGUGUACCAGAAGCAGGGUGACGCGACAGGGCUGGCGAUGAUUUUUGUGGACUCCAAAACGUCAAAUAACGAAAUUGUGAUUAACCCCAACGCGACCCACGCAAUGACGGUUUCUUUCCUACGUCACCAAUCAGACAAUUAUAAUCGAUUUCUUUCAAGGAGUUGCCGCUUCCUCAUCUGCCAGAAUGAAAUUCCCUUAGAAACGACUCUUGAUGUGCUGCGCGAGGCACACAAACGUGGCAUCUACACGGUUUUCAACUCCGCCCCGGCCCCCUCACCGGCGGAGGUGAAGAUUAUUACGCCUUUCUUGCAGCAUGUCUCACUUUUCUGCCCCAAUGAGGUGGAGGCUGCAAUGAUCACUGGGCUGGAGAUAACCAAUGAGGCUUCCGCCGCAAAGGCCUCCAGGGCUCUGCAGGCGCUUGGCGUGCGGGACGUCGUUAUCACCCUUGGUGCACGGGGUUAUGUCAUUUGCGAGAGGGGUCUGAAGCCGGUGCAUGUACCUGGAAUUCGUGUGAAGGCCGUGGACACCACCGGCGCUGGCGAUUCCUUUGUUGGGUCGAUGGUGUACUACAUGUCGAGGGGCAAGACGCUUUCAGAGGCUUGUCGACGGGCGAAUGUUUGCGCUGCGAUUAGUGUCCAGCGGAAGGGCACACAGAUGUCGUACCCCACAAUUGGUGAACUCCCUGCGGAAUUUCGGGAGUAA